Messenger RNA from Aspergillus alliaceus, 924 nucleotides. RefSeq lists its product as uncharacterized. Bases 1 to 924 code for a protein of 307 amino acids. NCBI's taxonomy places the organism in Eukaryota, Fungi, Ascomycota, Eurotiomycetes, Eurotiales, Aspergillaceae. The transcript is spliced from 4 exons. Gene Ontology annotation, molecular function: FAD binding. The record is from RefSeq and is a predicted model, not a curated record.
AUGUCGUUUUAUCCAGACAAGAGCCCUCAGCCCGCGUCAAUCAAGACUGCGUUCCACUUGCUGUCUUAUUUCUUCGGAAUCGUCAUCGAGGAUGGCCUGGACAAAGUGACAGCGUUGGACGCCCACUGGUCAGCCGCUUGUUCCGAGUCGGCAUUGAUUGCCCUCCCAAGAUCCGCCCAUGAUGUUGCCGUGACUCUUAAGAUCGUACACUCUUUGCGCAUCCCAUUUUCCAUCCGCAGUGGUUGUCAUUCGCCGAACCCUGGCUGGUCCAGUACAGGACAGCAAGGUCUUAUGAUAGAUCUCCGGACCCUGAACCAGGUUACUGUCAGCGAAGACAGACAGAUCGUGAGCGUUGAACCUCGUGCAUUGUGGGGCGAUGUGUACAAUAGGUUGGAUUCUCACAGGAUCAGCGUUAUUGGCGGUCGCAUUCCAGCAGUCGGGGUUGGUAGCUUGAUACUGGGAGACGGGACCAUCGCCAAUGCAAAUGCGGACGAAAAGCCCGAUCACUUCUGGGCACUAAAGGGCGAGGUGCAAAUUUCGGUCAGACACGGACAGCAUCUAUUGGAUCUGUUAAAUAACUGUUGCAGGCAUCGUGACCCGUUUCGACCUGUACAGCAUCCCGUGCACAAUAUAUGGCACCAAGUGGGCAUAUAUCAAAUCGAAAAAGCCCCUGCCUUUUUUGAAGCAUUUGCAGAAUGGCAGGGUGACUAUUCAGAUGUGAGGGCUACCGUGGCAUUGGUUGUUCGUCUAGACAUUGUCACGCUAGGCUUGAUAUACUCUGAGCCCAGUUCUGAGCUGCCAGCUUGUUUUGCUCCUUUCAACGACAUACCAGCAAUUACCAACGCUGUUCCACCUACGAACGGUACAGUUCUAGCGCUGCCAAAGAUUCUGGGCGCGGCUGCUGCCCAUUGUUCUCCUCGGUAA